Molecule: messenger RNA, 4182 nt
Organism: Neospora caninum
Lineage: Eukaryota; Apicomplexa; Conoidasida; Eucoccidiorida; Sarcocystidae
Exons: 7
Coding region: 1-4182 (1393 amino acids)
Cellular component (GO): mitochondrion
Molecular function (GO): GTPase activity; GTP binding
Source: RefSeq, a predicted model, not a curated record
AUGCUCAUGCCGCCUUCCCUGGUUGCGUACUACAACACGCACUCGACGCGUAGCCAGCUGGAAGAGGGAGACGGAGAAGAUGGAGACGGAGAAGAUGGAGAAGGAGAAGAUGGAGAAGGAGAAGAUGGAGACGGAGAAGAUGGAGACGGAGAAGAUGGAGACGGAGAAGAUGGAGAAGGAGAAGAUGGAGAGGGAGAAGAUGGAGAGGGAGAAGAAGCAGCGCAGACAAGGGAAGAGAUAAGUGGGAGAGACGGGGGACAUCAGAGAGAGCAAGAAGUCUCUCCUUCGGCGUUCGAGAGGCUUCGUCCGGGUGUCUCCGUUUCUUCUGCUUCGUCCUCCCCUCGGGGCACCGAGUCGCCUUCCCGCUUGGCGGCGGGCCGUCGCCCAUCCGCUCUGCAGCCUGAGCUCUCGUUUCUGUUUUUCCCUCCCAAGACGAUCACGGCCGCGGCAGGCAGCGGCGGCGAAGGCUGCGUCUCGUUUCGCCGAGAAAAAAGUCUGCCGAAAGGAGGACCCGAUGGAGCGCCGGGUGGGAAGGGCGGCGACGUUCUCCUGAUUGUAGGCGAGCAGCAGGCUCUCGCGACGUGUCCGAAACUGCGGGGAGACAGAGACGGGAACGCGGCUCUGGCGGCGACAGAGGCGGAGGCGGCAGGGACGACUCCGGCGCGGGCUGGGAGACAGCGCCGCAAAACACGAGAGAAGGCGUCGCUGACUCGUGGAGAGAAGCGAGACGCGGAAGAUCUAAGCAGAAGAAAGCGAGGCGUGUGGCAGGCGGCAGAUGGCGGCCGGGGCCAGGGCGCGAUGCGGCAAGGGAGUGCAGGGAAGCACGAGCGCGUGUCCGUGCCGCCCAACACCCUCGUUUUGGAUGUGACGGAUCUCGAGGAGGGCGUGCGGGAGUUGAAGGAGAGACGAAAGGAAGAAGAAGACGGAAACGACGACGAGGAUGCACUGCUUGACAAGGGGUUGGAGGCGAUGCUCCGCAUGCACGGCAAAGAAGGCGACAACGACGGAAUUUCUCAAGAGGGACGAGGCAGAGGCACGAGCCAAAAACACAAAGACGAACGAGAAGAGAACGGCGAAGAAGGCGAGGGAAAAGAUGGAGAAGAGAGCGACAUGGGGGAAGAAGUGGACGACGAUGAGGCCUUUGCUGCGUUUGCUCGCAUGUUUGGCGACUUUCUUGAGAGUGGAGGAAAAAGCGGCGUGAGCAGCAAGCGAGAGAAGAGCGAAACGCGUCGCAGCGCGUUCAGGCUGAAAAGGAAAGACGGUGGAACGCUUACGAGACAAGACACACUCUUUUUCGAGCGAGACGGGCUUGCAGCAGAAGACGGGGAAGACACAGAAAAUCGUUCCGAGGAAGACGACGCCAUGGAGGCUUUCUUCGCUUCGCUCUUUGACUCGAAGGCCCCGCGUCCUGCGAAGAAGAGGAGAAUGGCGGGGACCAAGAUACACGAAGAGCGACGCCGGACGCCUGCGGCAGGAAGGGUGCGAAGACGCCUGGCCAAGGCGAAGGAGGACGACAACAUCCAGGAGGAAGUGGAGAGCGCGGCAGAGACACCAAGACAUGAAGGAGACACAGACGAAGAGGAGGGCGAGGAGGAGGAAGAAAGUCGCGGAGCAAGAGGAGAAGCAUUGCGGCGGCUACGAAUCAAGAGAGAAGAUGAAACGCGACACAGACGGGCGGGAACAGGGAGCGAGGAAAUGCGGAGGCGGUCGCCAGAAGACACAGACAGAGGGAUAGAGAAGGAAGCGACAGGACGCAUGAGAGGCGGAGAGAAAGAAGCGAUUCGUGGAGGCUGGGAAGGAGAGGAAGGAGAGGAAGGAGAGAAAGGAGAGGAAGGAGAGGACGGAGGGGAAGAGAAGAACCACGAGACACCGAUUCACGGCGUGUAUCUCAGUCGCGCAGGCCAGCAGCUUCUUCUUGCUCGGGGAGGAAGGGGCGGGCGAGGCAACGCAGCCUUCCUCACAAACACCAAUCGCUACCCAACCACGGUCGAACGCGGCCAGGAAGGCGAGAGGCGCCGCCUGCUCGUAAUUCCAAAUUUCGCGGACGUUCUCGUCGUAGGCUUUCGAGGUUCUGGGAAAACGUCUCUCCUUCAGGCGGCGUCGAGCAUGGCUUCCCAGAAGAUGCCCGCCGCGUCCUCUUCCGUUUCUAAUUUCAUGUCUCUCUCGCUUCCUGGGGACAGGUCGACGACUCUGGUUUGUUGGCCGUCUCCGCCAGACCCUGUAGCCGCUGAAGCGUCGGAGCGAAAGAGAAACGACGGCUUCGGAGAAGAUGUGUUUUCACUUCGGGAGCCCUCGAAUCCGCUGCACGGUCUUUUGCCCGGCCCCAGACGCGCAGCCCUGGACCCGCUGAAGGGAUGCGAACGAGGAAGCACAGUAUUUCUUCUCGACAGCCCCGGACUUCCGGACACGGUGCUGGAGAACCGAAAUCUGUCUCCCUAUCCUUCCUCUCCUCGUUCCUCGCCUACUUUUUCAUCCCCGGCUUUUUCCUCUUCUGCAUCAGUUCUCGGCGGUCUCGCGGCGUGUCGUCUGACAGGCAUGGUGAUCGAUGCCUCCAGACCCUCUGAAAUUGUGGAAGGCUACAAACGCCUCUGCAGAGCUCUCCACAGCGGCCUGCCGGGUGCCUCGCUCGUCCCGCGAAUCAUCGUCCUGUCCAAGAUUGAUCUCUGCGCUUCCCGUGCGAAGUUACGGGAGGCGGUGGAGUCUCUUCGCGCCUUCACCGACAACCGGAAAAUCUUUCCCGUCUCUGCCCGAACGGGGGAAGGAAUUGCCUCACUGGUUUCUCAGACGCAGACGCUUCUUCGUAGCCUCUACGUCGGUUCGCAUACCGACACCCAACUCCCAAGCAACCGUCCGCUAUCUUCGUCGUCGUCUCCUCGCUUUUCUCCGUUUCGUUUGUUGUCUCCUUCGCCGCGUUUUGAGACUACGCGGAGGUCUUUGGAGCCUGGGGCAGCGGCGGUAGAGAAUGGACGGAGAACCGACCUCCCUCGGAAUCGCUCCUCACCUUCGUCCUCCGCUCCCGCGCUGUCUCCGUCUGUUUCCCCUUCUCUGUCUCCGCCUUCUGCUGGCUCGUCGCCGCUAUCUGUCGAGCGUCUUCUGGAUCUGUACCGACCCCUGGGCGAGCACGCCGUGCGCAUUCACGCGUGGGAAGAUUUGGAAGAAGAGAGACAGAGGCGACUGCGCAGACGGAAAUUCGUGGGGCAGAGUCUCUCUUCUUCUCCGGGCGUCUCUCUGCGGACAAAAGAAACGGAGCAGACGCCGUUCGCGUCCCCACAAAACGCGCUUGAGAGAACGGGAAGUGACCGUCGCCCGACGACACUCGACUCGGGGGCGGACCUCCACGCGGCUGCUUUGGAAGCGGAGGGAGAAGAAGGCGAUGACGACCGAGACGGUAGAGAAGGCGAAGACUACCGAGACGAUAGAGGAGGCGAAGACGACCGAGACGGUAGAGAAGGCGAUGGAGAAGAAAGCGAGGAAGAAGAAGGCGAGGAAGAGGACGGAGAGUGCAGAGGAGAAGAACUGGGGCAAGGCGGUUCGGACCGCGUCCCGGCGUCCGCAUUCGCAGCGAACGGAGAGAAGGAGCGGCGGCUGAGGCUGCUGCUGGCGAGUGAAGGGCUCCGGAGGCCAGACGAGCAGGAAACGAAGCGAGGCGCGUCUCGGAAGAAACGGAAAAAAGCAAAGGCCGGGCCGCGUGGCCUCGUUUCGUCCAAAGAGAAACUCGGAGAACCGGAGCCCGACGCGUUCCCCGCCAUGCCGCGAACGCCAGUUGCUCUGGAGUGGAAGUGGGAGGAAGAACUAGAAAACCCGAAAAAAAAGAAGAAAACAGGGCGGAUCUUCCGUCUGUCGGGGACACUGAUCGACACCCUCACACGCCAAGUGAAGGAAUUUGACAACCCAGCCGCUCUGCGCCUGUACAGACAGCUCGCCGCCCGCGGCGUUAUCGAGCAACUUUUCCUCGAGGCCGGGGCAGAGGAAGGGGACACGCUUCGCGCAGGAGAAGCGGAACUGAAGGUGCUGCCGUCUUAUAGUCGGAGAAUGGAGAGUUUGAAGCCCCUGCUCAUGAACGAAGGGUUGCGGCCUCUCGUGACGGAGGCACCCGAAGAGCGAGGAGAUGGAGACCAUGAGGAGAGGCGAAGCGACGAGGAGCUCGAAGCGUGGAUCAACACCGCAGCCGAGAUGCCGUAG